UCUGAAAAUGGACUUAAACGACAUUAUAGCACGAUUAAAAAAUAUAAUAUACCACAUAAAGAUCUUGAUACAAUUCCAGACACUUUGUUGCAAGAAUAUAAAAAUAUUUUAAUCCAACAAAUACAUC
This is a messenger RNA of Ambispora leptoticha, 127 nucleotides long. Lineage: Eukaryota; Fungi; Glomeromycota; Glomeromycetes; Archaeosporales; Ambisporaceae. The record is from the annotation of a GenBank genome assembly.